Messenger RNA from Stereum hirsutum FP-91666 SS1, 1837 nucleotides. RefSeq names its product monooxygenase. NCBI's taxonomy places the organism in Eukaryota, Fungi, Basidiomycota, Agaricomycetes, Russulales, Stereaceae. The transcript has 11 exons. The record is from RefSeq and is a predicted model, not a curated record. Gene Ontology annotation, molecular function: FAD binding. Bases 54 to 1721 code for a protein of 555 amino acids.
GGCAUCAUACGCCCUCCUAGCUUCUCACUCUCACAUCCAAUUCCUCGCCAGCCAUGGCACAUGUUCUCAUCGUCGGUGCAGGACCCACUGGUCUCACACUCGCUCUCAGCCUCACUCAGAACGGGAUACCAGUUCGAAUCGUUGAAAAGCUCUCCAUUCCAUCUGACUCACAGAGGGGCACGGGUCAAAUGCCCAGAACCCUCGAGAUAUGGAAGUUCAUGGGCAUCUUGGAUGAUAUUCUUGAAGCCGGACGACCAAUCAUACCUAUGAAGCAGUACGACAAGGAAGGCAAAGUAACAAAAGUGCAGUCUGUCGUCAUGGGCGAUCAUACGCCUACGCCUGCGAUUCCGUGGAGAGAUGCGUACAUCAUAGGCCAGGAGACCGCUGCACGUGUCUUAAGUGAACAUUUGUCGAAGCUGGGCGUGAACGUUGAAUUCGGUUCAGAGCUUGUUGGCCUACAGCAACACGAGACCCACGUAACUGCCUCCGUCAAGAAAGGUUCACAAGCUGAGACUCAGACAUUCGACGUGAAGUAUGUGGUCGGAACGGAUGGAGCCAGAGGAGUCGUCCGAAAGAUGAUUGGACUGGAGCUGCUUGGUGAAACAAAGCAGGACGUCACCUGGGCCGUUGGGGACGUUCGACUUCGUGGGCUGGAUUUAUAUCACUGGCAUAAUUUUGGCGAUGCUCCGGGAGAUGUGGUAUCGCUUCUACCCACUAAACGAGCCUUUACCGAAGAUCUCUUCUUCUGCGUAUGCAUGGGAAGCCGAGAGGAUAUGGAGAAGGCUGUCAACGACAAAGAACAUUUCAUCAAAUUCAUCAGAAAGGUUAGCUGUAAGCCCGACUUGGAGAUUAGGGAGGUUAAGAGUGUGGCGUUGUACCGCCCGAACAAUACACGAGUCGUCAAGACGUUCAAUGAGGGCAGAGUGUUCCUCGCGGGAGACGCAGCCCACGUACACAGUUCAACGGGUGGUCAAGGUCUCAACUCCGGAAUUAUGGACGCUUUUAACCUCGGAUGGAAGCUCGCUCUUGUCAUCAAAGGUCUCUCUCCGUCGUCACUCUUGGAUACAUACACCGAGGAACGCUUGCCGGUCAUCCAAGAUAUGCUUCGACGUACACAAGAGUUACUCAAGAAAACUAUGGAUCCAAAUCGCAAGGAAUCAGCUUUGCUACGUCCACAGGUCCUGCAGCAGCUCGGUGUCAACUACAGGUCUUCCUCUAUCGUGGUUGACGAUACCCAGGACGAAGAGACGGCGAAGCAGACUAUUACUAGCGCGUACGAGACUGACGAUGUUCUCCGAGCAGGCGUUAGGGCGCCUGAUGCUCCUGAACUCCGAGUUCUCUCGGGCAGUCCAACCACUACGACGAGGCUCUUCGACAUAUUCCACUCUACGCACCAUACUGUGUUAUUCCUCUUGCAUAAGACUGGGAGCGACGUUGAAGCGGAUAUUCCUGCCGUACUGGAUGUCCUCUCUCGUAUACAAUCGGACGUGGCACGCACUGUCGCAAUCUAUGCGAAAGGAUCGACUCCUGACAGUAAUGACACCGUGAAGAGGGCCGAUGUCGUGUUGGAGGAUCGUGCGGGACACACCUUUGAUGCUUACGGUUCCGAGGAGGGGGAGUCACGCAUUGUUGUGGUGCGUCCGGAUGGAUACGUCGGUGCCAUUGUGAAGAACGCGGAAGGGGUGAGACGGUAUCUCGGGAAAGUGUUCGUUGGCUUCUAGUAGACUGAGGUAGCCUUCGUUCAUGAUACUUGGUAUUCCAUAUCUGUAACGCUUUUCUUCGACUUAUCAUUGCACUGAUAGCCUUGAUUUUCACCCUCAUAAAUACCGAUAAUAUU